Pieris brassicae (large cabbage white) is the source of this 2861-nucleotide messenger RNA. Its product is annotated as PHD finger protein 12. The transcript has 15 exons. Gene Ontology annotation, molecular function: protein binding; transcription corepressor activity. NCBI's taxonomy places the organism in Eukaryota, Metazoa, Arthropoda, Insecta, Lepidoptera, Pieridae. The record is from RefSeq and is a predicted model, not a curated record. Gene Ontology annotation, cellular component: Sin3-type complex; nucleus. Bases 225 to 2456 code for a protein of 743 amino acids. Gene Ontology annotation, biological process: negative regulation of transcription by RNA polymerase II.
ACUUUUCGGCUUGGUGUGGUAAACUAAAAAUCUUUACAAGAACAUACAUAUUAAUUUAAUUAUUUUACUAUAUGAGUAGUCUGCUUAUAAUUAUUAAAUUAUAACUAAAGGCCAUUAUUAUUGUAUUAUCAGUCAAAACUAUUUUGGUUUAAUAUCACCUCAAGAAACGUUCUAAUUAUUGUAUUUCUAUACAACUUUAGAUUUUUAAACCAUUUUCCAGCGAAAUGACUAACGUGGGAUAUGAUUUAGAUACGUCUGGUGGACUUAUGCCGCUCAUUCGGGCGCUAAUAAAGCCACCAGACGAAGAUGUGAAUGUUCAAAAGCCUAAGAAAUCGCACCCAUAUUAUAAGCGUCCUGGAAAAGGUCACAACCACGAUUCUUGUGAUGCUUGUGGAGAGGGAGGUGACCUUAUAUGCUGUGACCGCUGUCCAGCUAGUUUUCAUCUUGGUUGCUAUGACCCACCAUUGGAUGAGACUGACAUUCCAUCAGGCUCAUGGCUGUGUAAGCAGUGCACAGCAAAUGAUGAAAAGCCUGGCAGCACCCGGUCAAGCAGGCCACAAUCCCCUGUUGAUGUUAAGAAUGAAUCUGAGAAAAAAACUAGGAAUCUACGUAAUAACCGCACAAACUCCAAAAAGAGUAAAGAUGAGAGAGAGGAGGUUGAAGAAGAAAAGAAAGAACCAGAAAAAGAGCUCACUCCAAUGGAGAUCUUAGUCAAGGCUGCUCGCGUUAUGAAUCCACGUCAGUUUGAUUUACCUCCAGAAAUGAAGCAGCCAUUUCCAUUCCCUGGAACUGAUAAGGAGGGUAGCAAGAAUGGUAAUGCGUCACUUCUGACAGUCGAUUCCUCUGGUUGUGUCCCUCUUCCCGCCAAGACUUGUUACGUGUGCCAGUGGACUUGCAAGCUUGCACCAUUGCUACAGUGUGAUUAUUGCCCUGCGUUAUUUCACUUGGAUUGCCUGGACCCACCUUUAACUGCGUUGCCAACUGGCCGAUGGAUGUGCCCUAAUCAUGUGGAAAACUUUAUUGAUUGGAAGCUGGUAUCGUCAAUAUCGGCAGUGGAACGAGCGGCUCUUUGGGACAGAUUCGGAGCUCCCGUCGACCAGCACGCCGUCAAGGUGGACUUUAUAAGACGGGCGAGGCUCCAGAGACAUCGCGUGCCCAUGGGCGUCCGCGGUCGCGUAGUCGUGCCCCGCUGCGUGCGCGCUCACUACAGACGUCCCCCGCCCUUGUUGCCUUCGCGGAGGGAGCAUGUGCGAUGUCGCAAAGUGCUUAAAAAUAGGUUGCCCUCCGAAUCGGAAUCCGAAGAAGAUGAACCAAAUACAAAACAUAAGAUUUGUCUCAACAACGAUUGUUCUCCCGAGGAAUGUGAUAAGCCUAAACUGAGUGGAGUCACCGAUAAGGGUGCUGUUGACGAUCUGAAGGCUAUCGAGGGUGAUGAGGCGCCAAAAUCGGAAAACAUAUCGUCCGACUCGGAUAUCGAUCCGGAAUAUUUGCUGCGUGUGAAACGUCGCAAACCCCGAGACUCAAGUCCAAGCAAAAGGCGGGAAAAACUUAAAUUGCGAGCUGGAACGGAUGUCGAGGAGCUGUUGGCGGCCGUUGAGAAGCAUUUGGAUAAGUUGGACGAGCGAUUGGUUAGAGUAUUGGCUUGGCAACGACUGCAAGAGGUGGCUUUAGGUGAACGAGCCGCCGGUAGAUGGCGCUCUUCAACAGAUGAACUCAGUACGAAGGCUGCGGCGGCCAUUAAACACGUGGAAAGGUCACAACUCGCCAAACACGGGUUGAGGUGUACCACAUUACCCUCGGAAUUGCUGGCCUCGGCUGACAGGGAGAGGAUCGCAUCGAUAGUUUGGGGAUCGCCGCCCGCCCUGACCUCCGCCCAGACCAAGAAUAACGCCUUGGAGGCUGCCCUUAAAAGGAUGCUGGCCUGCGUCACCAGGCUGUUCCACACUGACAAAGCGGGUGACGUAACCCUGGGCGCCUCUAUCCCGAUGCGCCUGUCAUCCCUCACAAUCGGGAGUGACGGCUCCUGCGGGCUUCAGCUGGAGACGAAUUGUAGACAUGUGUCUGGGAAACAUGCUAUCAUAUUUCGGGAUGAGGUAUCGGGUCACUUUGAGCUGAUCAACUAUUCGGAAUGGGGUUCCGUAGUGAACGGAGUGAUGUACUCGUGUGCCACGCCCCUCUACUCCAGUGCAGAGGAUACUCGUCCGGAGCAAUUGAAACACCUCGCUGACAACAAACGAACUGAGAAAAGGUUAAAAGGCGCUCUAACUGAACCAACCCACGCAGAGCAAACGUGCGCUUGCCCCAUCCGCCCACCUGACGGCAGUAGGGCGUGGGAGGGAUCUGCGUUGGUCCCCCACGGGGCCCUACUUCAGUUCGGAUGCCAGCAAUACGUUUUCAGCAUCGCGGAGCCCAGACCUUUUCCUUACGAGCAGCCAAUAGAGGAACCAGCUUUGUAAUAAAAGUUACGGAUUCAAAUUUUAACACCUUUGCGUGUAAGGUAUUAAUAAUUAAAAACAAUUAGUGGCGUGCAACGUUUUUAGGUCUGGGCCUCAGAUUUCUGUAUCUGUUUCAUGAUUUGUCAAUCUAUAAGGCAAGUGGUUAUCAGCCUUCGCCAUAAGAUUUUUGGGUCACAUUAAAAUUUAAAAUUUGAUCUGCUUUUUUUGCCAGUGCAGUCUUGUCAAUCAAUCCAAGAACAGAUUUUUAUUCACUUUUUAUGUUACUUAGUUAAUAUAGUGUUUAAAACUGUUACUGGUGUAUGAUUAGAUAUUGUACUCUUAAUGUAAAGAUCACUUAGAAAAUGAGGGUAGGCUAAUUUGAAUAUUACACUCCUACUCAUGUUUUCAUUUACCGUUCGAGCAAAU